This is a messenger RNA of Dichomitus squalens LYAD-421 SS1, 757 nucleotides long. RefSeq names its product 40S ribosomal protein S15. Gene Ontology annotation, cellular component: cytosolic small ribosomal subunit; ribosome. Lineage: Eukaryota; Fungi; Basidiomycota; Agaricomycetes; Polyporales; Polyporaceae. The transcript has 6 exons. Gene Ontology annotation, molecular function: structural constituent of ribosome; RNA binding. The record is from RefSeq and is a predicted model, not a curated record. Gene Ontology annotation, biological process: ribosomal small subunit assembly; translation. The coding region runs from base 39 to 503 and encodes 154 amino acids.
UUCAGUCCCACCGCAAGACCGCCAACGACACCCUCAAGAUGGCUGAUUCCUCUGUUACCGACCCCCAAGUCGCCGCCGACCUCAAGAAGAAGCGGACGUUCCGUACCUUCUCCUACCGUGGGGUGGAGCUCGAUAAGCUCCUUGACCUGAGCAAUGAGGAAUUCGUCGAGAUCGUCCAUGCUCGUGCCCGCAGGCGGUUCCAGCGCGGUCUCAAGCGCAAGCCCAUGGGCUUGAUCAAGAAGCUCCGCAAGGCGAAGAAGGAGGCACCACCCAACGAAAAGCCCGCGGUUGUGAAGACCCACCUCCGUGACAUGAUUAUCGUCCCUGAGAUGAUCGGCUCCGUCGUCGGCAUCUACAACGGCAAGGUCUUCAACUCCGUCGAGAUCAAGCCUGAGAUGGUUGGCCACUACCUCGCCGAGUUUUCGUGCUCGUACAAGCCUGUCAAGCACGGUCGUCCGGGUAUUGGUGCCACCCACUCCUCGCGAUUCAUCCCCCUCAAGUAGAGGACCGGGUUUUACGACUGUUUAUGUUGUUGCUUUUAUUCCUCAUCAUCCAUGUGCAGUAGUCCAAAAUAUUAUGCAACAUGCAUACUAUGCGCACCCCGGAACGCAUACUCGUCUGCAUCGCACGAUGACGAAGCUCAACUGUGGGAUCGUAUCGUGUCGACUGGUACAGGCAGCAUCGGGACACGGAUGUUGUAUUUGCAAGAGUUCGCACAUUUUGAGUAACGCACGCACAAUCCAAAUUUCACCAUUCG